CCUUAAUACGCGCACGUUGCUGGGAGCGCAACUCGUUUCACUGCCAUUUAAGGUCGCUUGUCCCUGGUUGAAGAUGGUUUGUUAGGCAGUGCGUCGAGCUACUUGCUUACUUAACCAACCAGCAACUAAUCAUGGCAGCCGCGGAGGAAGCAAGCACCAGCAGGAAGCCUCAAGUGUACACCAACGCGACGGUGCAAGACUUCCUUGAGCGGUAUGAAGUCGGCGCAACAGUGGGUGUGGGAGGUUUUGCGGUCGUUAAGAAGGGGCGAGACAAGAAGACAGGCGACCCAGUCGCCAUAAAGGUGGUAGAUAAAUCGCGCUAUGCUGCUGGGGACAACUCGCUGGAGCGUGAAAUACAGGUCCUCCUCAAGGUUGACCAUCCUAACUGCAUCAAGCUCUAUGACGUGUUCAUCACACCUCGUAAGGUGUACCUUGUCACAGAGCUUAUGACGGGCGGAGAGUUACUGGACAGGGUUACUGAGAAAGGGAACUACACGGAGAGAGAUGCUUCGGCCCUCAUUCGGCAAAUCCUCUCCGGCGUGGCGUACUUGCACAAGCAGGGCAUUGUGCAUCGCGAUCUAAAGCUGGAGAACAUGGUUAUGCUAAACGAGCGGGACGACUCUCCCGUGAAGAUUGCCGAUUUUGGGCUCAGCAAAGUCUUUUCACCGGAAACGGUGCUAUCUACGAUGUGCGGCAGUCCGCAGUACGUCGCGCCGGAGGUGCUGGGCGUUGGGGACGGCCUGAAGGAAUACUCCCCGGCCGUCGACAUGUGGAGCGUUGGCGUGAUUCUCUUCAUUCUGUUGUCAGGAUACUCUCCGUUCGACGACGACAACGACGCUGUCUUGUUCGAGAAGAUUAAGAAGGGCAACUACGACGCGGACGACCCCAUCUGGGAGAGCAUCUCUCCGGAGGCCAAGGAUGUCGUCGCCAAGCUGCUGACGGUGGAUUCGGCCAAGCGCCUGACGGCAGACCAGGCGCUCGCACACCCCUGGGUGCAGGGCCGGACGCCUACUACUGCGGACGAGGCGACGAGCAAGCAGCUGCAAAGCACGAUGGACAAAAUGCGGAAUAUGGCUGUGAAGCGGGAUUCGUUGAGGAAGUCCUUCAUCGGUGACCCGAACGGGAAGCCUGCGGUGGCUAGCGCAGUGUUGGUCGACGACAAGGAUGCUGGGAAUGACCUAUCAGCGUACUUGUAAAAACGACGGCAUUGCCAACGCUUAAGGUCAAGAUGAAGACCACAGCGACACGACUUGCCCUCGUGAGAAGGGUGCGGCCAGGCGUGAGACCCCUUUUCUAAAUACAUGUAAAUGCCUUUGCAGGACGGCUGGGAUGUCUCUCCCCUCGCUUUAUCCUAGCCAGCUGCUUGGCCAGUGGCAAGGAGGUGUAAGGAUAGCCGUCACGAGUUCUGUUUUGUUUUUUUUAGCGUCCAACCCCCCGGCCAGGCUCGGGGAGUGCGUCAUGACGGACGGCAGUAGAAACGUUUUUGUGCUCAAGUUGUGUGGUUUGUGCACGAGUGGUGCGGGUUUACGCGGAACCUAAUCCGUUCUUCCCAGAGGAGCUGGAAUUGCUUUGUGAUGUGCAGGCUUGCGGUCAUGGCAUGUGACCGCGUGAUGUACGUUUUGUGGAAGCUGGCCGAGGUCGGAGGAUGCAUGCGAUGCGGCUGGAGGGGAUGCACUGAGGUGCUGGAACAAAUGAACGUUUCAAAGACAUCGUCGCUGUUUUUUGGCAUUUGCACGGUGUUAUAUUCUGCUCUGUGUCUAUGGAAAGGGCCGGAUUCUAGUUAGGGUUUUGGUUUGCGCGGGUGUUGUAAUGGCAUCGUCAUCGUUC
Messenger RNA from Volvox carteri f. nagariensis, 1827 nucleotides. RefSeq lists its product as uncharacterized. Lineage: Eukaryota; Viridiplantae; Chlorophyta; Chlorophyceae; Chlamydomonadales; Volvocaceae. The record is from RefSeq and is a predicted model, not a curated record. Bases 132 to 1196 code for a protein of 354 amino acids. Gene Ontology annotation, molecular function: ATP binding; protein kinase activity. Gene Ontology annotation, biological process: protein phosphorylation. The transcript is spliced from 9 exons.